Molecule: messenger RNA, 774 nt
Organism: Symbiodinium sp. CCMP2592
Lineage: Eukaryota; Dinophyceae; Suessiales; Symbiodiniaceae
Source: the annotation of a GenBank genome assembly
AUGGAGGGUGCCUAUUGGGAUCCAAUAUGCCCCCUCCAUGCGUCAACCGGUGGACUUGAACCUAACGUCGUUAGCUACAGUUCUGCGAUCACCGCCUACGACAGAGCAGAGAAGUGGUGGGCAGCCCAUCACGUUCUGGUGACAUUUCCCAUGGCCAACGUUCGUGCCAAUGUCGUUAGCUUCAACGCGGGCCUCAGUGCCUUCGAGGUGGGUGCGGAGUGGCAAAAGGCUCUGCUACUUCUACAUCAGAUGCCUAGUGUGCGCCUGGGUAUGGAUGCUCGCUCGCAAUCUGGGAGACUUCUUGAUUUCUCCGGUGGUGUCAUGGACGUGAUAAGCAUCGGCUCGGCUAUCAACGCAUGUGACUCGGGCGAGUGCUGGGAAAUGGCUACUCAGUUGCUUGCAGGCAUGGGCCAGGCUCAUCUGAUCAGCUAUAAUUCCACCAUCAGCUCCUGUGGGAAAGGAGGACAAUGGGAGCAGGCGCUGGAGCUGUUGUCCCGCCUGCAAGCGGCUAGGCUUGCCGAUGUGGUGGGUUUCAAUGCCACCAUCAGCUACAACUCUGCCAUCAGCGCCCUGGAGCGAGGAUCACAGCACCACUUGGCCUUAGAGAUUCUCACGCAGAUGCCUUCGGCAAGUGUCCUUCCAGACGUUAUCAGUUACAAUGCCACGAUCGAUGCCUGCGCAGGCCUGUCCUUUCCAGGGGACAUGUACAGAUUGACAGCUCCAUCAGGGCACCUUUUUAACGGUCUGUCUAUUGAAGACUCUAUUGUCCAAUAA